AUUCAAACCUCCACCUAAUCUAACCUACCAAAGCCAUUGAAUGACACCUCUCUAACUCCCAAAUCCCUACCUCGAGGUGCCUCUCAACCCCCCACUCCCCCCUCUAUCUCCUCUCCUCGAAAAAAUACCACCCAAAAAAAUCCAAUCCCCCCCCAAACAAAAAAUAACCAAAACAUCACGCCAUGUCCCGAUCCGCCGCAGACGCAACUCGCUUCACGGCCACAGGCCCAUACGCGCACUCCAAACCCGGUGCCGCCCCCUACAAGCUCCCAGGCUUCAUGGCCGGCGCCCAAUCUCAGCCCACUGGACCCAGCGGCGGUCGUCCGGAGACACCGAAGGAGAAGGUCGAGCGGCUGCGGGCCCAGGCCAGGGCGGCCCGACUGGCGCAGUCGACUUCGCGCGUGGACACAAUGAUCGAUGUUGGGAGACGGUUUGCGAAUAAGGCGCAUAAGGCGAUGGUUUAUACGUUGAUUGCUGCUUCGGGUAUCUGUGGAGCGUUGACGGUCUACUCCAUGGUUUCUCUUACGCUAUAUAACCGUCGGCAGCGGGCGCUGUGGAUCGAGAAGGAGCUGCAGACGCUGCAGGAUGCGAAGACGGCGUAUGCGAGCGGCACGGCUACGUCGGAGCAGUUGGAGUUGCUGAAGAACGAGAAGAUCGGCGAGAUUUACCAGCAGAAGAAGGAGGAGGAGAAGGCGCAGCGGCCGUGGAAUAAGCUCAAGCGGUAUCUGUUUGAUGGGUUGAGUGCUGAGGAGGCGGCUGCUAAGAGUGAGGCGGUGGCGGCGGAGAAUAAUAAGCCUAGGGUUCUUGAGGCUUUGGAGGAGGCUAAUAAUGCUAAGGUUGCUGCUGCUGCUGUUGUGCCGCAGCCGGGUCAGUUGGAUGCUUUGGCGGAGAAUGCGGAGACGGCUGCGAAGGAAACGACGAGGAGCUGGAAGAGUUGGUUGACCGGUCGGUAAAGGUGGGGUUUUUUUUUAAUGAUGGGAGGAUGGAGGGGUUAGUGAGUGUGGUUGUUUUUCGAUGAUGUUCCGACUGGGCCUUUUUCUCUUUCCCUUUUUCCUUUUCCUUUUUCUUUUGCUUCUGUUGCAUGGCAUUUGGUCUCUUUCCCUUCUCCUUGUAUUCCACCGAUUUGGGCUUACGGCGUCUGUUAGGUGUGUUUUGAGCCGAUGUAAUACUGUUGUGUACAUAUACUUUCCAUCAGGGUCUCGGUCAUAGGUUUCGGCCCAAGAUAUGAAAAAUUAGAGCAUGGGGUGCGAAUCUAUAGGGGCGAGUGUGAAUAAGAUUGGAUCAUAGGGUCAUUGUCUC
Aspergillus alliaceus is the source of this 1299-nucleotide messenger RNA. Its product is annotated as cytochrome c oxidase assembly protein COX14. The transcript is spliced from 2 exons. Lineage: Eukaryota; Fungi; Ascomycota; Eurotiomycetes; Eurotiales; Aspergillaceae. The record is from RefSeq and is a predicted model, not a curated record. Bases 183 to 953 code for a protein of 256 amino acids.